Molecule: messenger RNA, 3779 nt
Organism: Egretta garzetta (little egret)
Lineage: Eukaryota; Metazoa; Chordata; Aves; Pelecaniformes; Ardeidae
Gene: FAM114A1
Product: family with sequence similarity 114 member A1
Exons: 13
Coding region: 1-1686 (561 amino acids)
Source: RefSeq, a predicted model, not a curated record
AUGUCUGAAGACAUAGGUGAUGGCAUCCCAUCUGAAGACAAGCCUGAAGUAAUGGAAAAGCUCAGCAGUGAGGCAUUGCCUCAUGAGUCAGUUCAACACCUCAUGGCAGCUGAGAUCUUGCAUGAGUCUUCACAUGACGAACACGGACAGACCACUCGGAGUGCCAGUAAUGGACAGGAAGGAGGCAUAUUUAUUAAUGAAAACCCUUUGACUGAAAAAAUAGUUGAAAGUCUGCCUUCCAGUGGAGAGGCGACUGAAGACGUGUCCACUGAGUGCAAUGAGACCGUAAGCCUUGAUGCAGAACCUGAAUCUGAAGAAACACUGUGUGAACAAAGCAGUCCAGCCACAGACUCCUCAUCUAAAGCAAGUAGAUGGGGAGCUUGGGGUACCUGGGGGAAGUCUCUCCUGUCAUCAGCUUCUGCCACAGUGGGUCAUGGGAUAACAGCAGUAAAGGAAAAAGCAGGAACUACCUUAGGAAUUCAUAACACAAGUUCAGCAUCUUCAGAAACAGCAGAGCCUCGUGCAGCUGAAACACCAAUUAUACAAGCAGAAGAUUCUCUGGACCAAAGCUCUUCUGAGAAUAUCCCUUCUUCUCCUUCAUCUGGAUCUCGUGGCAUGUUGUCAGCUAUCACUAAUGCUGUACAGAACACAGGGAAAACUGUAUUGUCUGGAGGCUUGGAUGCUUUGGAAUUUAUUGGGAAGACAACCAUGAAUGUCCUUGCAGAAAGCGAUCCUGGAUUUAAGAGAACCAAAACACUGAUGGCAAGAACAGUUUCUCUAUCUCAGCUGUUGCGAGAAGCUAAAGAAAAAGAGAAACAGAGGCGGGCCCAGCAAGUUACGGUUGAAAGAACAGCACAUUAUGGGCUACUUUUUGAUGAGUUCCAGGGUUUGUCUCAUCUUGAAGCUCUGGAAAUCCUGUCAAAUGAAAGUGAAGCCCAGAUUCAGUCAUAUUUAGCAACGCUUGACGGAGAGCAGUUGGAGACUGUGAAAAAUGAUUUAAUUGCUAUAAAAGAGAUUUUUCUUCCAAAGGAAUCAGAUGAUGAAGUGGUACAGGCACAGAAAGAUAUGGGAGAAGAGUUUGUCAGCAUGCUCACUGAGCUGCUGUUUGAAUUGCACGUCGCUGCUACUCCUGACAAACUUAACAAGGCUAGGAAAAAAGCUCAUGAAUGGCUGGAGGAAGCUACUUCUUCCACCCCAGUAGGAGACAUAGGAGAGAAGCUAAAAGAGAAACCUGGAGAACCUGGUGAAGAAAAGACUGAAAAAGAAGAUAAAAUUGACAGUGAUAAACCAGAAGUAGAUAAAACCAAGACUGUAGAGGAAAUCUACAUGCUGUCCAUUGAAAGUCUGGCUGAGGUAACUGCUCGUUGUAUUGAACAGCUUCAUAAAGUAGCAGAAUUAAUUCUACAUGGGCAGGAAGUAGAAAAAACAGCUGAAGAUCAAGCGAAAGUACUGACAAAUUUAACGAGUGCUAUGUGCAAUGAAGUUUCAUCUUUAUCAAAGAAGUUUUCCGAUACUUUAACAGCAGCUGGGAGCAGCAUGAAGGCAGAGGUUCUUACCCCCAUCAUCAACAGUGUGCUAUUAGAGGGUUGCAACAGUACUACUUACAUUCAGGAUGCUUUCCAGCUAUUGCUUCCCGUUCUGCAAAUUUCACAUAUCCAGACCAGUUGUUUGAAAGCACAAGAGUGACAGUUUCCCAGCCGUCGUCACCACGGGGCUGAGCAGAAACCACAGACCUCACGUCUUUAAUGUAUGCAGAUAGAAGGGGUGGUGCGAGAGGCAUCUGGCCACUCACUGAAGACACUAAAUGCGGUUUUGCACGUACAAUGUUGAACAACAUUUUGAAACUCUUUCAGACUUUUAGGCUUUAGAAGUAGUUAGUAGAGUGAGUAAUUUCUUUUCCAUUAGAGCAUAUCCUUUGCAUUAAUUUAAACUGAAGUCUAUCGAUACUAGCAUUGAUUUAAAUACAGAUUCUAAAUGUUGACUCUUUCAGUUGUAGACGACGUGUGAAGGAAAUCACAAUGUAAAGGUUUUUAAAACAUUUCAGCCCAAAUGCCCUUUUCCAUUGUUUGCACCCUAAGUGCCAGUUAAAAACGUGUAUUUCAAAAAUUGGUUUCAGUAUUUAAUUUUAGGCAACCUGAACAAAUUAUCAUAGUGUUCUGCUUGUUAACUAUUUUUUACAGUAGCAAAUAAAAACAUCAUCAUAAUGUGUACCACUUACAUAACACUUUGUGUUGCGAGACUUGUAUAGUAAUAGGCAUUAACUUUACUAAAUCAAAAUUUUGGAGGAUAUGCAUACAGAAUUAUACUGAAAAGAAAUUUUCUGAGCCAGUUAAGAGUACGGGUAAAGCUCUCUGUUUGCUAACCCAUAAUUCUACAUUCAUUUAUGUCUACUUCUUAAUUCCAACAGCUGAACCACAUUGCAGGCCAAAGUAAUCUUUUUCGUAUGCAAGAAUUGGAAAAUUUCCCUUCUGUUUGGCAGUUGAAACACCCCCAAAUCAAUCUCCUCUCAGAUGCAUUACCAAGUUUGGGGGUUAAUUUUAUGAAUUUAUCUUUAUGAAGCUUUUUAUCAGCUGGAGUUACUGAUACUGGCCUGGAAAGGAAGUUGUGAAAAGAAGUCACGCUUUGGGUGGGGAGGUCGCAUGUCAGCGCAAUCACCUUUUCUCUGAGGCAGUAGGUAGAGGGAGCGUAACUGAGCAGCAGGGAUGACGUUUCGUAACAACCCUAGCAACCGUGACAAUUUGUCCGUAUCCUUAGCUGAAAAUCCUGAGCUAUGAACCUCAGAAUCUGUUCAGGCUGGUUUACCUCAUAGACAGGAAGAACCUCCCAGUAUCGUAGGUAGCCUGUUCUCCUGGAUUGUCAUUGUUUAUUACAUUUCUUUCAGCUAUUUUGUAUUUUUUUUCCUCCUAGUACACUCAAUAAUUUUAUUUAAAUGCUUUUUAAUUGUAGUUGACAUCUGAAUAUGUUUAAUCAUAGAAGCAUAGUUCAUACAUUGUAAAAUUAAUGAAAUAGAGCACGAGGAAAUACUGUCCUGUUUAUCAGCGAUGAGAAACCAUGUAUCUAUCUGCUUUGCACAUGGUCACUUUUGUGAGUGCAAAUAGGGGAGGACAGAAAGGUCUGUUUGUGUCUUACACUAUUGCGGUCCCUGUUCUGCUGUCACAUGCAUUGUGACUUUUCCAUCUUUUGUUAUUUAGAGAUGAAAUUUUCCCUAUCCCUGAAAUAAGGUUUGUUACGCAAAAAUCUAUUUUCUGCCACCCUGUAAUUUAACAGAUUUGAGAGAUCUUUCUAGGUAAGUAGAAGGGGUACAGUCUUCAAAUCCACUUGCACAGAACAUUAAAAAAAACCCUUACAGCAAUGCUAACAAAAAUAAGAAAGCCCCUCGGCAGCUGAAAAGGCCAACGGAGCUGACAUUCCCUGGUAUUUAUGCCAUGUUGAACAGCUAACUCUCCUGCAACAUGGGAAAAAGAGGGACGCGGGAAAAGCAACUGGUAAGCAGACUCACUGGCCCAAAGGUAGGAUACAGCUCCCACCAACCGUUGUAUCCACAACGCUUCCGUCUGGCAUUGCUUUAUGUCUGAAAGCAUAUUUUCCAAAGUGCAUUACAAAAUAAUGUUGAGUUGAAGCAAAACACUGCAUCAUACCCCAUGCUUCUCUGGCUUCUGCACUCUGGGGGGAAUAAACGUCCUUUCCUCUGGUAGUCUGCUCUGGCUGCUGGGAGAGACACACGCUUGUACCUACGCAACCCUGUAUACACGCUUUAACCCAGCUCCUCCGCGUGGAUC